This is a messenger RNA of Chlamydomonas reinhardtii, 718 nucleotides long. RefSeq lists its product as uncharacterized. Bases 68 to 460 code for a protein of 130 amino acids. The record is from RefSeq and is a predicted model, not a curated record. Gene Ontology annotation, cellular component: nucleosome. The transcript has a single exon. Gene Ontology annotation, molecular function: structural constituent of chromatin; protein heterodimerization activity; DNA binding. NCBI's taxonomy places the organism in Eukaryota, Viridiplantae, Chlorophyta, Chlorophyceae, Chlamydomonadales, Chlamydomonadaceae.
GGGUAUUUCCAACACGCUCAACCCCUAUACACCUGUCCGUUUACCUCUUUCUGCUCAACACAUCACAAUGGCUGGUCGCGGCAAGGGCAAGACCUCUGGCAAGAAGGCCGUGAGCCGCAGCGCCAAGGCCGGCCUGCAGUUCCCUGUGGGCCGCAUUGCGCGCUACCUGAAGAAGGGCAAGUACGCCGAGCGCAUCGGUGCCGGCGCGCCCGUGUACCUGGCUGCCGUGCUGGAGUACCUGACCGCUGAGGUGCUGGAGCUGGCUGGCAACGCAGCCCGCGACAACAAGAAGAACCGCAUCGUGCCCCGUCACAUCCAGCUGGCCAUCCGCAACGAUGAGGAGCUGGGCAAGCUGCUGGGCGAGGUGACCAUCGCCUCGGGCGGUGUGCUGCCCAACAUCCACGCCGUGCUGCUGCCCAAGAAGACCAAGGGCGGCAAGGGCAGCGAGGAGGCCGCCUAAAGCGCUCCCGUGCCCUUUGCAACCCCGUUGCCCCCCAACAAAAACUCGGUGUUUCUCAACACCACCUUUCACUGCGGCACCGGGGCUUGGGUUGGCUGCUUGGAGCAUGGGGUAAGGGCCAUCAGGCAGUCUUGCGUGGGGUUUACACGGUGUUGGUUUGGCAGGGUCUGGAAACACACGCGGAGUAGGCUAUGCAGCAGCGGCCUGUCAACACCAGUACUACCACACAGUGCGUGCUGUUUGUAAAUGGCCCCAAAA